Callorhinus ursinus (northern fur seal) is the source of this 5691-nucleotide messenger RNA. RefSeq names its product kinase suppressor of ras 1 (gene KSR1). Gene Ontology annotation, cellular component: cytoplasm; endoplasmic reticulum; membrane. Gene Ontology annotation, molecular function: protein kinase activity; ATP binding. The record is from RefSeq and is a predicted model, not a curated record. Gene Ontology annotation, biological process: Ras protein signal transduction; protein phosphorylation. Lineage: Eukaryota; Metazoa; Chordata; Mammalia; Carnivora; Otariidae.
CGCCGAGGGGCGCCCCUCGUCCAGCCCUCCCGGCUCGCGGAUUCCCUCCCGAGGCGCCCGCGCCCCCCGGGCUCCCCGCCUCGGCCACCCCGCGGCCCCGAUGCCGAGGCAUGGAUAGAGCGGCGCUGCGCGCGGCGGCGAUGGGGGAGAAGAAGGAGGGCCGCGGCGGGGGGGACGCGGCGGCCGCGGACGGGGGCCCCGGGGCCGCAGCCAGCCGGGCGCUGCAGCAGUGCGGCCAGCUCCAGAAGCUCAUCGACAUCUCCAUAGGCAGCCUGCGCGGGCUGCGUACCAAGUGCGCCGUGUCCAACGACCUCACCCAGCAGGAGAUCCGGACCCUGGAGGCGAAGCUGGUCCGCUACAUCUGCAAGCAGCAGCAGUGCAGGCUGAGUGUGGCUCCUGGUGAGAGGACCUCGGAGCUCAACAGCUACCCUCGCGUCAGUGACUGGCUGUGCACCUUCAAUGUGAGGCCGGCGGUGGUGCAGGAGAUCCUCAGCGAGCUCACGCUGGAUGCCCUGCUGGACAUGAACGAGGUCAAGGUGAAGGAGACGCUUCGGCGCUACGGGGCCAAUGCCGAGGAGUGUAGCCGCCUGCAGUACGCCCUUGCCUGCCUGCGGAAAGUGACGGGUCUGGGAGGAGAGCACAAAGAGGACUUGGGCUGGAGUUCACUGGAUGCCCGGCGGGAAAGUGGCUCAGGGCCUUCCGCGGAUGCCCUCUCACCGGCCAGCCUGCCUUGGCCCCCAGGGGGCACCCAGCUGGGCAGAAUGGGCGGCAGCACCCAGGGCCCCCGCUCCGUGUCUGUGUCCGCUCUGCCCACCUCAGACUCCCCGAUCCCUGGCCCCUGUGAGGGCCUCUCGGACACCUGUAUCCUCCUGCACACCAGUGGCCGGCUGACCCCCCGGGCCCUGCACAGCUUCAUCACCCCUCCGACCACACCCCAGCUGCGAAGGCACACCAAGCUGAAACCGCCGCGGACGCCGCCCCCGCCCAGCCGCAAGGUUUUUCAGCUGCUGCCCAGCUUCCCCACGCUCACCCGGAGCAAGUCCCAUGAGUCUCAGCUGGGGAACCGCAUUGACGAGGUCUCCCCGAUGAGGUUUGAUCUCCCACACGGAUCCCCGCAGAUGGUACGAAGGGAUAUCGGGCUGUCGGUGACUCACAGGUUCUCCACCAAGUCUUGGCUGUCCCAGGUCUGCCACGUGUGCCAGAAGAGCAUGAUGUUUGGAGUGAAAUGCAAGCAUUGCAGAUUGAAAUGUCAUAACAAGUGUACAAAGGAAGCCCCUGCCUGUAGAAUAUCCUUCCUCCCACAACCUAGGCUUCGGAGGACGGAAUCUGUCCCCUCGGAUAUCAACAACCCAGUGGACAGAGCAGCUGAGCCCCAUUUCGGAACCCUCCCCAAAGCACUGACAAAGAAGGAGCAUCCUCCGGCCAUGAACCACCUGGACUCCAGCAGCAACCCGUCCUCCACCACAUCCUCCACGCCCUCCUCGCCGGCACCCUUCCCAACAUCAUCCAAUCCAUCCAGUGCCACCACGCCCCCCAACCCCUCUCCUGGCCAACGGGACAGCAGGUUCAACUUCCCAGCUGCCUACUUCAUUCAUCAUAGACAGCAGUUUAUCUUUCCAGACAUUUCAGCAUUUCCACAGGCAGUCCCAUCCCCUGAUGCGGCGGACGGCACCCGGCUCGACAACCAGCCAAAAGCAGACGUGUUGGAGGAUCAUGACGUGGAGGCCGAGGAGCCGGAGACCGGCAAGUCAGACGCAGAGGGUGACGACGACGAGGUGGACGAUCUGCCCAGCUCCCGCCGGCCCUGGCGGGGCCCCAUCUCUCGCAAGGCCAGCCAGACCAGUGUGUACCUGCAGGAGUGGGACAUCCCUUUUGAGCAAGUGGAGCUGGGCGAGCCCAUCGGGCAGGGCCGCUGGGGCCGGGUACACCGCGGCCGCUGGCAUGGCGAGGUGGCCAUCCGCCUGCUGGAGAUGGACGGCCACAACCAGGACCACCUGAAGCUGUUCAAGAAGGAGGUGAUGAACUACCGGCAGACGAGACACGAGAAUGUGGUGCUCUUCAUGGGGGCCUGCAUGAACCCGCCCCACCUGGCCAUCAUUACCAGCUUCUGCAAGGGGCGGACGUUGCACUCAUUUGUGAGGGACCCCAAGACAUCUCUGGACAUCAACAAGACCAGACAGAUUGCCCAGGAGAUCAUCAAGGGCAUGGGCUAUCUACAUGCCAAGGGCAUUGUGCACAAAGACCUCAAAUCCAAGAACGUCUUCUAUGACAAUGGCAAAGUGGUCAUCACAGACUUCGGGCUGUUUGGCAUCUCAGGCGUGGUCCGAGAGGGCCGGCGUGAGAACCAGCUGAAGCUGUCCCAUGACUGGCUCUGCUACCUGGCCCCGGAGAUCGUCCGCGAGAUGACCCCCGGGAAGGACGAAGACCAGCUGCCGUUCUCCAAAGCUGCUGACAUCUAUGCGUUUGGGACUGUUUGGUAUGAACUGCAAGCAAGAGACUGGCCCUUUAAGAACCAAGCUGCAGAGGCCUUGAUCUGGCAGAUUGGAAGCGGAGAGGGUAUGAAGCGUGUCCUGGCCUCCAUCAGCCUGGGGAAGGAAGUCACUGAGAUCCUGUCCGCCUGCUGGGCUUUCGACCUGCAGGAGAGGCCCAGCUUCACCCUGCUGAUGGACAUGCUGGAGAAGCUGCCCAAAUUGAACCGGCGGCUCUCCCACCCUGGCCACUUCUGGAAGUCUGCUGACAUUAACAGCAGCAAAGUUGUACCCCGGUUUGAAAGGUUUGGCUUGGGUGUCCUGGAGUCCAGUAAUCCAAAGAUGUAGCCAGCCGUGCAGUUUCUCUGCCAAUUUCUUUCUUUCUUAAACGUGUUUCUAAAGCAUCCAAACAACCACCAUGACACAAACGAAAACACUCUUUGAAACAUCGGUCCACCCUCCUAAGUGCUGCAGACCAGGAGUGUGAGUCCUCCACUCAGACGUUCAUCCACAAAAACACCGGGAGAUAGAGCUGCACCUGCUGUUUCUUAAAGUCAUAUCACCAACAACCAGACCUGCCCCGACAGGCAGCGAAUGUUUACAUGUAUGUUUCUGGGGCGUGAACUCAAUGCUUUACAACAGGUAAUAAUACAGAGUGGUCCGCAGAGGCUGGGAUGGCGGAAGCGGCCUUCCCCUCCGGAGGACCCUGGCGGCGGUGAGGAAAAGGAAGAAAAGCAUCCUGACUGUGGCUGUUCUCGGGGUAGGAUGGGGACCACAAGGUUUGACCUGGACUCUGCUUUGGCCCUAAAGCCUAUCCGUGGGGAAUGUCCCUCUGUAGGGUUCUCCUCCUAUCCUAACAGAGGGACGCUGUCCCUUUUUUCCUCUGGCAAAGGAAACCCUGGCUAGGAACCAAGCUGGAUUAUGAGGGUCAGGAGUUUCCAGAGGGCUUGGGUUCCCUUUUGACCCCAGUAACCCAGCCCAUAGCUGCUGGAAAAGUCGAGACAGAUUAAAUCCAAAUGAUGUCUGGAUUGAUCCAGGGAUUGGUGGCCAGGGUUUCCAGCACCUGUAGAGAGGUCUCUUUCACACAGCUUCCAGGAAGACACCAAGGAGAUGGCCCUCAGGGCUUCAGCUCCUUAGACACAUCCCAGUCCUGGCUGACACUUGACCCCAGAGCUAAGGCCCAGCCCGGCAGCUGCAUGUACCAUGAAGCCUUGCUCAGGGAGAACAAAGAGGGGAAGGGGAGGGAGAAGUGACAGGCAGCGGGUUCCUGAGCCCACCCUCCCACCCACAGGGUGACCUGGCUCUUCAGAAGCCCCACCAGUCAUGCCAAGGUUCUGGAAUUGCCCACCCCUUCUCCUCCAAUCCUGUUGGAAGCCCAUAGCCACGCCUGACCCUUCCACUGUCCUUGCUCUGAGCUCUUAGCUGAGACGGGAGGCCUGUGCCCCUCCACGCUGUUGAUCUAGACCACCCAGUCCACCAGUCCUCAGAGCCUCCCCUGAACCGAGUCAGGACCAUCUGUGCCUGUAUAUUUGCACCAGAAGGAGGGGCUUGACUGGGGGAUGUCCGUGGUGUGAGCACAUCCUGCCUGUCUUCAUUAGAAGCUGUCACCUAAGGAGAACAGUUCCAAAUGGCAAAGAGGCCUUUAGUGGGCGUUACGCCAUGUUAGGCUUCAAACCAGGACUGACCAAGGGUGAUGAGGCUGGAGAUGUGGUUGGAUUCAGACCCAGAAUCUGUGUCCAUAUGCCCUGAGCCAAGAUGGGGGCAUGUGGCCCUCCCAUCCCUUUCAUUUACACCCGCCUAGCAAAGCUCCCAAUCUUCAGAGCCUUCCCUGGAGUCUGGCCAAAAUGUCAUACGAAGCAGGCCACUGCCUAGAAGUGGUAGGGCUGCCUUCCUGACUCCGGGUCAGGCGCCCCUCAGGUGGGCCACCCUCGCCUGGAGAGCACAGCUGUGCAGCAGUGUGAGGUGUCUGGACUCCCGCUGCCCCUCAGCGUCCCCAGACCUGAGCUCCUUAACCCUUCCCAGUCAGGGUGUGCGGGGAAGACCAGAGCUGUGAGCCAGCUGGAUUCAGCUCUGGGUGGGUCUUUCCUCUUCUGUGGGCCUGCUGGCUUCACCCCCUCAUCCCUUGGCCUCCCCGAUGGGUGUCACGCCUGUGGGUCAGUUCAAGAAGGUUUCAUCGAGCACUGACUGUGUCUUGAGCAAGUGUAGGGGACCCCGCGAUGGGAGCAGUCACGGUCCCUGCCCCUAAGGAACUGACGCUCAGCCAGGAACCCUGAGGGGUUGCUGAAGGCCUGGAGGACAGUCGCUUCAUCUUCAGGACCCCGGACAGCCGCCCAGCCCUUGGCCUAGCCUCUGGGCUGCCUGUCCCUUAGGAGAAACGUGGUCCCUUCUCCCUGUCAAAGUGACUGUGAAUUGAGGUUGGGAAGACGUGCUUGCCCUGCUGUGUGCUCUCCCUGUCUGCCAUGGAGACACAUGAAGGACGGCCAGAUACUGUGAAUUCAGCGCUCACGGCCAACUGUGAAGGGGAUGGAGAAGGUGGGACAGCCUCCUCGGCAAGAGCUCUGGGAGCUGCAGAGGUCCCCACCAGGGCCUGAGAGUAGAGCCCAAGCUUUGGUCCUUCGCGGCACAGCCUCAGUCCCCAGCAUCGCCUCCAGAACCCUAGGGCCCGUGCCCCCGUUGCCUUUAACCCCCAGAGCCGCAGCCCCUGGCUCUCCAUCCAGCUCAAGGUCUUCAAUCAAGCUCCCCCAUUGGUAGCGGGCGGGGUAGCAACGUUGACCUCUCCGCGUCACCGAGUCCAGGGCGCUGGAGUCCCUCUGUCCUCGUGGCAUUCUUGUGAUCCGAGGGGCCAGCCGCGUGCCCUGUACGCCUGCACUGCUGUUCCGCGUUGAUUAGGGGGCCUGGUGGAGACACAAAUGUGAAGCCGUUAGGGAGCUCGUGUGAUGCUUCAACGUUAGCCCGAAUUUCACUAGUGUGUGUAAAGCCAGCCUCCUCCGUGGCCACAGGCACACACUUGCUUUUUUUGAAUGUGAUGUAAAAUCUGUACAGUAAAAGUUUUUAUAUUUUCUAUCAACUGCAUUUGUCUUCCAGAAAUGCUAUUAAUUUAAAUUAAAAUGGUUAGUAUUAAUGAAUGUGCUGUAUCCGUUUUUUUGUCACUGGCAAGAACACAUCCUUUGUGCCAGGCCAAGCCUGGGUGUCUGGAGUUUGUGAAUAAAAUUGUACCAAGGUG